Molecule: messenger RNA, 3026 nt
Organism: Triticum urartu
Lineage: Eukaryota; Viridiplantae; Streptophyta; Magnoliopsida; Poales; Poaceae
Source: RefSeq, a predicted model, not a curated record
AACAAAGGAGAAAAACAGAGCCGAUCCUUCAAAGUCGGGUUCGGUGCUGCUCCAGGUUUGUUUACAGCACCAGGUUAAGUAUGGUGAGCAUGUUGGUAUCAUAGGUUCAGCAAAGGAGCUUGGGGCAUGGAAGCAACACGUCAAACUGGAUUGGUCAGAGGAUGGCUGGGUCUGCCAGCUGGAGCUCCCUGGCGAAGCAGCUGUGGAGUUCAAGUUUGUGAUAGUUUCCAAAGGGGGAAAUGACAAGACGUGGGAGGGUGGUGACAACCGUGCCAUUCAGCUGCCAAAAGGUGGUACACUUGAUAUAGUGUGCAACUGGGAUAAGACAGAAGAGCCUUUAGGUCCUUCGGGAACACCAAAGGUUGAUAGAGCACCCAAACAUGCUGCUCCGCAAACGGUUGGAGAUGUUUCAGCUGCCAAUUUAGCACCAGAGACUGACUCGAGCUCAUUUGGUGGGCAAUGGCAAGGUAGCGAAGCUGUUUUCAUGAGGUCAAAUGAGCAUGGGAAUAAGUCGAGUGACAGGAUGUGGGAUACAGCUGGGCUAGGUGGAAUGGCACUGAAAUUGGUCGAGGGUGAUAAAUCAUCUAAGAACUGGUGGCAGAAGUUAGAUCUUGUUCGUCGGCUUGUGUCAGAACCUGUUGAUGAUCAAAGUAGAUUGGAGGCUCUUAUAUGCUCUGCUAUUUAUUUAAAGUGGAUUUAUACAGGUCAGAUAUCUUGUUCCGAAGAUGGCGGUCACUACCGACCCAACAAACAUGCUGAGAUAUCGAGGCAAAUUUUCCGUGAACUUGAAAAGAUGUACUACACAAAAGGCAUAUCACCUGAGGAUGUGCUUGUGAUUCGCAAGAUUCAUCCUUGUUUACCUUCGUUUAAGUCGGAGUUUACUGCCACUGUCCCUCUAACACGAAUUCGUGAUAUUGCUCAUCGCAAUGACAUCCCACAUGAGCUCAAGCAAGAAAUCAAGCAUACCAUACAAAACAAGCUUCACCGAAGUGCUGGCCCUGAGGAUCUUGUUGCUACAGAAGCCAUGCUUACUAGGAUUACAAAGAAUCCUGGAGAAUACAAUGGCGCUUUUGUCGAACAAUUCCAAAUAUUUUAUAGCGAACUAAAAGACUUCUUUAAUGCCGGCAGCUUGUUUGAACAACUGGAAUCCAUCAAGGAGUCUUUGAAUGAUUCUGGCUUAGAAGCAUUGUCAUCAUUUGUCAAAACCAAACAGAGUUUGGACCAAGUGGAUGCUGCGAACAUUCAAGUUGUGAUGAAGACCUUGCAGUCAUUGUCUUCAUUGAGAUCAGUUCUAAUGAAGGGCCUUGAAAGUGGCCUUAGAAAUGAUGCGACUGAUGCCGGUAUAGCAAUGCGACAAAAGUGGCGCCUUUGUGAGAUUGGUCUUGAGGAUUAUUCUUUUGUUUUGUUAAGCAGAUAUAUCAAUGGUCUUGAAGCUUCAGGUGGAUCAGCUUCACUUGCACAAUGUGUGGCUGGAAAUACAAGUGUAUGGGACGAUACCCUUGAUGCCCUUAUUAUUGGCGUCAAUCAAGUUGGCUUUUCAGGUUGGAAGCCAGAGGAAUGCAUUGCCAUAGGGAACGAGCUUCUUUCUUGGAAGAAGGAAGGUCUAUGUGAAAGUGAAGGCAGUGAAGAUGGCAAGUAUAUUUGGGCACUAAGACUUAAAGCUACACUUGAUAGAGCAAGGAGAUUAACGGAAGAGUAUUCUGAAGCACUUCUUUCUGUAUUCCCUGAAAAUGUCAAGGUCCUUGGGAAUGCCCUUGGAAUACCAGAGAACAGUGUGAGAACUUACACCGAGGCUGAAAUUCGUGCUGGUGUUAUUUUUCAGGUCUCCAAACUUUGCACUGUACUUUUGAAAGCUGUUCGAGUAGUAAUUGGAUCGUCCGGCUGGGAUGUUCUUGUUCCUGGAGUAGCCCAUGGAGCCCUGAUACAGGUAGAAAGAAUCAUUCCUGGAUCAUUGCCUUCAUCCAUCAAAGGACCUGUGGUUCUACUUGUAAAUAAGGCUGAUGGAGAUGAAGAGGUCAAAGCUGCUGGCGAUAAUAUAGUGGGUGUUAUUCUUCUACAAGAGUUACCUCACCUAUCACAUCUUGGUGUUAGAGCUCGUCAAGAGCAAGUUGUAUUUGUAACUUGUGAAGAUGAUGACAAAAUUGCAGAUAUGAGGUUGCUUGAGGGAAAACAUGUCAGGCUGGGAGCAUCAUCCAGUGAUGUUGAGUUGUCAGUUUCAGAUGGCAGUGACAUGUCUUCAGAGCCAUCCAUUAUACAGAAACCAUCAAAUUCGUUCUCUUCACCACUGGCUACGGACGAGUUGUCGAACGUGUCUGAGCCCAAAAGCUAUACUUCAGGCGAAAAUGGUAGUUCCAGUGUUCUGGAGCUUGCAGAAGCAUCGAUUGAAUCAUCUGGUGCUAAAGCUAAAGCUUGUGGAACUCUUUCUGUGCUGGCCUCACUGUCAAAUAAAGUUUACAACGAUCAAGGGAUUCCAGCAGCAUUCAAAGUUCCUGCUGGGGCUGUGCUUCCAUUUGGAUCAAUGGAGGAUGCCCUCAAGAAAAGUGGAUCACUGGAACCGUUUACAAGCCUUCUAGACAAGAUUGAGACAGCUGAAAUCGAAAAUGGUGAACUUGACACCCUAUCAUCCGAGCUACAAGCAAUAGUCUCGCUACUUUCACCAACUGAAGAAGCCAUCAAAUCCCUGAAAAUAAUCUUCCCCGAGGACGGACGGCUGAUCGUCAGGUCCAGCGCCAACGUGGAAGACCUGGCCGGGAUGUCAGCUGCAGGGCUCUACGAGUCCAUCCCCAAUGUCAGCCUCUCAGACCCAACCAACUUCGGGUCUGCAGUAGCGCGGGUCUGGGCCUCGCUGUACACUCGGAGGGCCAUCCUCAGCCGCCGGGUGGCUGGCGUGCCUCAGGGGGACGCCAAGAUGGCCGUCCUGGUGCAGGAGAUGCUGGAGCCGGAGCUCUCUUUCGUGCUCCACACCGUCAGCCCCUCAGAUCACGACACCAGGGUCGUCGAGGCCGAGGCCGCCCCGGGGCUGGGCG